Molecule: messenger RNA, 952 nt
Organism: Salvia hispanica
Lineage: Eukaryota; Viridiplantae; Streptophyta; Magnoliopsida; Lamiales; Lamiaceae
Product: putative plastid-lipid-associated protein 4, chloroplastic
Source: RefSeq, a predicted model, not a curated record
GUACAAUUGAUGAGUAUGAGUAACAAAGACUGAAACCACAACUCCGAUGGCCUUAUCCACUCUCUCCCCACCCUUCACCACUCACUCCACCUCCUCUUUGCUCCACCACCCCUCCGCCGCCGCCCCUUUUCCGGCCAGCAACCACAGCACCUCUCUGUCAACCUCUCCUACUCCACCAGUUUUGCUCAAAUGGAGAGCAAAUGUGUCCUUCUUCACUGGCUUCCUCAACAACAACAAAACCAAGAAUCCAGAACCCAUCAAGCAAGAGCUUCUAGAGGCUAUCCAGCCCCUCGACCGCGGCGCCGAAGCCACCCCUGAAGAUCAGCAAUUCAUCGAUCAGAUAGCUCGGAAAUUAGAAGCUGCAAAUCCAACAAAAGAGCCUCUCAAAUCUGAUCUGCUCAAUGGCAAGUGGGAGCUUAUCUACACCACUUCACAGUCUAUUUUGCAGACCACUAGGCCUAAAUUGUUGAGAAGUAGAAGGAACUUUCAAGCAAUCAACGCAGAUAUCCUUCGAGCUCAAAACAUGGAAUCCGCGCCCUUCUUCAAUCAGGUCACUGCAGAUUUGACACCUCUGAAUCCCAAGAAAGUCGCUGUCAAGUUCGACUAUUUCAAGAUUGGAGGUUUGAUACCUGUUAAGGCUCCCGAGACUGCUGUGGGCGAGCUUGAGAUCACCUACUUGGAUCAAGAGUUGAGAGUUUCGAGAGGUGACAAAGGCAAUCUAUUCGUUCUCAAAAUGAUCGAUCCUUCGUAUAGAAUACCUUCUAAAUGAUCAAGCAAGGAUUUUGGCUUCUUCAUAUAUUUGUGUUACACUUCUUUUCCUUUUUUCACAUACAUCAUAGGAAACUUUACAUAUUUUGCUCAUUGUAUUAUAUAGCCUAUCAACUCAAGUCCUUGUGUAAAAAGAAACAGCAUUGCACAAAUUUAUUAACUGCUAUUGAAACAUAGUUUCACA